AUGAAUGGUGUUUUGGUGUGAAAUUUAAUUUCAAAACAAAUCUCUCAUUUUUUCCAGGUUCACAUUCAACUAAACACCCGAACCAAACUAUUUUCACGAACUCUCAAUGGUGAAUCAUCCCCAAAUCGCCUUGUCAGCCCAUUGGAUAUGGCAACUCCUGGAAUUCUUCCCUCACUCAAUAGAAAAUGUGUAUUGCAUGCAUUGAAAAUGGGAAUGUUAUUCAAUUGUGAAAUCCCGAAAAUCUCCAGAUUCGAUCGAAAACAUUAUUUUUAUGCUGAUAUGCCAGCUGGAUAUCAAAUCACACAAAAUGAAAAACCGAUUGCAAAAAAUGGUCGAUUUGGAUUUUAUGUUUUUGAUGAGAAAAUUGAGCCAUAUUGGAAAGAAGUUGAUAUUAUUCAAUUACAAUUAGAACAGGAUAGUGGAAAAACUAUACAUAUUGAUAAUAAAUCAUUGAUUGAUUAUAAUAGAGCUGGUUGUGCAUUGGUUGAAGUUGUAACAACUCCUUGUUUUUCCACGGCAUUGGAAGCGAUUUGUUUUGUACAACAAUUGAGAUUGAUUUUGAUGAAUUAUGGAAUUUGUGAUGGAGAAAUGCAUAGUGAGUAAUUUAUCGACGAAUGAAACUAUUUUCAAAAUUAUUUUACUGAAAAAAUCAUAAUUAAUCAAGCCUCCCCCAAUCCCUAUUAAUUUUUCCACUUUUCAGAGGGUCAAAUUCGAGUUGAUGCAAACGUGUCCUUAUCUUUCGAUGAUAUUACCGGAACUCGAACUGAAAUCAAAAAUAUGAAUAGUAUUCGAUCGAUUCAUACAGCAAUCAAUUAUGAAAUUGCACGACAAUUUGAGAUUUUAUCGAAUGGUGGAAUUGUGAUAAAUGAAACAAGAGCAGCUGAUAAUGAAGAAAGAACUGUUUCAAUGAGAGAUAAAGAAGUCGAAACUGAUUAUCGAUUUAUGGUUGAGCCAAAUUUACCUAAUCUUGUGGUAGGUUUUUUGCGAGGUUUUUAAAAUAUAUAGAAUAAUAAAAGCUAACUGUGAAUUUCCCAAACUUCGAAAUCUUUGAGUUUUAUCUCAAUCUCAUUGUUUUACAGAUAAAAGACGAAUGGCUCGAUUCUGUCAGACAAAGUCUCAAUUCCACAUCCAAACCAAAAUUCGAAAUUCUUCGUGAGAAAUAUGGAUUUGAUGCGAGAUCUUCUAUCCAUAUUUCAGAAGAUUCACAACUUUUGAGAUUUGUUGAAAAAUGUGUGGAAUUUGGUGCAACUCGAACAAUAUUGAUUUGGAUGAGAGAAUUGAAAACAAUAAUGCAAAGAUCGAAAUCGGUUUAUCCGCCACAAUCACAGUUUUUUAUUCGACAAUUUGUUGAUUUGAUUGGGUUUUUUGAAGCGGGAAGACUUACGAGAUUAAGGAUGUUGGAUUUAUUGAGAAUUUAUUCAACUUCUGAGCAGGAAAUUCGAAAUGUUGAACAAUUAAUUGAUGAUAAUAAUUAUUGGAAAAUCACAGACGAGACGGAAAUUAUGCAAAUUGUUGAAAAUGUGCUGGAAAAUCCGAAAAAUCUGAAAAUCGUGGAGAAACUUAGGACAGGAUUCCACGCCAAAAGUUUCAAUAAAAUUCGAAAUUUGAUUGUUGAUUUGUCAGAGAAAAGAAUUGAAGUGGAAGAAGUUGAGAAUAUUCUACGAACAAAAUUUAAUUUAGUUCAAUAA
This is a messenger RNA of Caenorhabditis angaria, 1688 nucleotides long. NCBI's taxonomy places the organism in Eukaryota, Metazoa, Nematoda, Chromadorea, Rhabditida, Rhabditidae. The record is from the annotation of a GenBank genome assembly.